Lytechinus variegatus (green sea urchin) is the source of this 4714-nucleotide messenger RNA. Its product is annotated as zinc finger protein 665-like. Gene Ontology annotation, biological process: negative regulation of transcription by RNA polymerase II. The record is from RefSeq and is a predicted model, not a curated record. Lineage: Eukaryota; Metazoa; Echinodermata; Echinoidea; Temnopleuroida; Toxopneustidae. The transcript has 6 exons. The coding region runs from base 843 to 4628 and encodes 1261 amino acids. Gene Ontology annotation, molecular function: RNA polymerase II cis-regulatory region sequence-specific DNA binding; DNA-binding transcription repressor activity, RNA polymerase II-specific.
CUUGUCUUUCUCUCCUUCAUUCUUUCAUUUACCCUCCCUUUCAAUUCUUAUAUUUUACACAAGUCUAACACUGUAUUUUUGUUGAUCCUUUUGUCGAUUGUCCCGUAUUUCAUUUUGUGAAAUCUGGUCACCCUGAGUGCAAGUGAACUCUUCAUAUAUAUGGGCUUGAAAAUUAGGUUCGGCCUUACUUCCUCACAAAAAAUCAGUAGUCAUUUCUAGUCAAACCUAACUAGGAUUAAGAAGAAAAAAAUGAAGCGACCCUUCUAUAAGGAUAGCAGGUGAUCAAUCCCCCUCCCCCCCAAAAAAAAAAUAAAAAUUAAUGUUUGCAUUGAUUAUGAUCCCUUUUUCAUUGAGACUAGUUAUGAUAAUAAAUGCAUACUUCUUUAACAAGUUAACUAUCAGCCAAUCAAAAUUAAUGAUCUCCGUUGCUUCAGAUUGUUAUUGCAAAUUUGUUGUUCUAACAGGCUUAUUAUGUAACAUUGGGAUACUGAUCAGUGACCGCUCGUGAUUUGCCGUAAGUUUGCGCCACUGAUCUCUCCCCUAUUACAUGUAUUAGGGGAGAGAUCAGUGGUUUGCGCGCACAAAUAGCUUUCCAUACUUCCCUUAUACUGUACGCUUAACAAUACAAACCAAAAAGGGAAAAAUCUAAAAUUGCAUGCUGGUGGUUACUCCACCGACUGUUGUAUUCCGAUAGGCGUGCCAAUUUCCAUUUUUUCUCAAUCCGACAAGAAACUUAUUAGUAUAAACGCAGAUCUUUGCAAUUUUUCCAAUGUAUUCAUCGGAGAUCGUUUUUGGAUAAUCUUGAUAACUUCACUUCGGCUUCCAAGUAAAGUGAUGUCACCAUGCCUCUGCCAAAGAUAGAUGAAUAUUCAGAUGUCCAGGUUUACUUCACAGCCAAUGAAUGGGCAGAUAUCAGCGAUUACGAGAGGAUUUGUAUCCAGAAUGUCAAGGAAAACUAUGAGAUGAUGAUAGAAGUUGGGGUACAGGUCAACCCACCAAUGUUCAUGCAACGUCAGCAGAGAUUACAGACAGAGAUAAUUGAGGAAGGUGAGGAUAAGGGGGCAGAGACAAGAGGAUCUUCCGAUGUUCAUGAUCCCAAUCCAUGUCUUAUAGAGAAGAAUGAAUUACACAAAGAGAAUUUGAAUACAUUCACUAUAAAAGUAGAGGCCGAGUAUGACGAUGAUGGCAAUCUGCUAGGUGAGGCUAAUCCCAAUGCAGAAGGGAAAAUUACUGAUCCGGAAUGGAAGAACUAUGAUCAAAUUACCCUGACACAAACCGAUCCAAUAUUAUCAGGUGAUCAGAGGACCAAGUCAGGGGAUCUUGUCUCUCCGUCAUGUGAUCAGAAGGCAGAAAUAUGUGAGGCUAAUCACAAUGCAGAAGAUAAAAUCAAUGAUCUUGAAUGGAAGAACUAUGAUCGAAUUACAAAGACACAAACCAAUCCAAUAUCAUCAGGUGAUCAGAGGACCAAGUCAGGUGAUCUUGCCUCUCCAUCAUGUGAUGAUGAUCAGAAGGCAGAAAUAUGUGAGGCUAAUCACAAUGCAGAAGUGAAAAUUACUGAUCUUGAAUGGAAGAGCUAUGAUGAAUUUAUCAAGGCACAAUCCAAUCCAAUAUCAUCAGGUGAUCAGAGGACCAAGUCAGGUGAUCUUGUCUCUCCGUCAUGUGAUCAGAAGGCAGAAAUAUGUGAGGCUGAUCACAAUGGGGAAGGAAAAAUCAAUGAUCUGGGAUGGAAGAACUAUGAUGAAGUUACCCAGACACAAUCCAAUCCAAUACCAUCAUGUGAUCAGAAAGCAGAAGAAGCUUCAGGAGACGGCAAGACUCCAACCCAAUUCCAGUCUAUAAUUGAAAAGGAUUCUGGACUCUACAGAUGCGAGUAUUGUGGAUCAGUCUAUGCUAUUCCUCUCAUCUUAUCAAGGCAUCUCAAGUACAAACAUGGGCUUAAUGGUGUUGUCUUGCCAUCGUAUGCAUCAAAGGAACGCAUUGUACAGUUUGUUGAAGGAGAAAUACAAAAAUCCAUGUGCAAAACUAAUGAUUUUACACCUGGCGAAAAGAGAAUUUUGAAAAUACGAAACAAGGAAAAUAUACUUGAAAGGAGACGUUACGUUUGUGAUCAGUGUGGUAAGUCCUUUUGUCAAUCUUAUAGUCUCACAACACAUAAACGAAUCCAUACAGGUGAAAAGCCCUAUGUAUGUGAUGAAUGUGAAAAGGCAUUUAGUAAAAAAUCUCAUCUCACAAGACACAGCCGUAUCCAUACAGGUGAGAAGCCCUAUGUAUGUAAUCUAUGUGGUAAGGCAUUUAGUCAACAAAAUGUCCUCAAAAGGCAUAAACGAGUCCAUACUGGUGAGAAGCCCUAUGAGUGUGAUCAGUGUGGUAAGGCAUUAAGUGAUAGAAGUGCACUGAAAAGACACAAACGAAUCCAUACAGGUGAGAAGCCCUAUGUAUGUGAUCAAUGUGGUAAAGCAUUUAGUCACGAAAUUCAUCUCAGAAAUCAUGAACGAAUUCAUACAGGUGAGAAACCCUAUGUAUGUGAUUCAUGUGGCAAGACGUUUAAUGAAAAAUCCCGUCUCAAAGAACACAAACGUAUCCAUACAGGUGAGAAACCCUAUGUGUGUGAUUUAUGUGGUAAGGCAUUUAGGCAGAGAAAUGGCCUCAAAAGCCAUAAACGAGUCCAUACUGGUGAGAAGCCCUAUGAGUGUGAUCAGUGUGGUAAGGCAUUAAGUGAUAGAAGUGCGUUGAAAAGACACAAACGUAUCCAUACAGGUGAGAAGCCCUAUGUAUGUGAUCAAUGUGGUAAAGCAUUUAGUCACGAAAUUCAUCUCAGAACUCAUAAACGAAUUCAUACAGGUGAGAAACCCUAUGUAUGUGAUUCAUGUGGCAAGACGUUUAAUGAAAAAUCCCGUCUCAAAGAACACAAACGUAUCCAUACAGGUGAGAAACCCUAUGUGUGUGAUUUAUGUGGUAAGGCAUUUAGGCAGAGAAAUGGCCUCAAAAGCCAUAAACGAGUCCAUACUGGUGAGAAGCCCUAUGAGUGUGAUCAGUGUGGUAAGGCAUUAAGUGAUAGAAGUGCGUUGAGAAGACACAAACAAAUCCAUACAGGUAAGAAGCCCUAUGUAUGUGAUCAAUGUGGUAAAGCAUUUAGUCACGAAAUUCGUCUCAGAAAUCAUGAACGAAUUCAUACAGGUGAGAAACCCUAUGUAUGUGAUGUAUGUGGCAAGGCAUAUAAUAUAAAAUCCCAUCUCACAAGACACAAACGUAUCCAUACAGGUGAGAAGCCCUAUGUAUGUGAUCAAUGUGGUAAAGCAUUUAGUCACGAAAUUCAUCUCAGAACUCAUAAACGAAUUCAUACAGGUGAGAAACCCUAUGUAUGUGAUUCAUGUGGCAAGACGUUUAAUGAAAAAUCCCGUCUCAAAGAACACAAACGUAUCCAUACAGGUGAGAAACCCUAUGUGUGUGAUUUAUGUGGUAAGGCAUUUAGGCAGAGAAAUGGCCUCAAAAGCCAUAAACGAGUCCAUACUGGUGAGAAGCCCUAUGAGUGUGAUCAGUGUGGUAAGGCAUUAAGUGAUAGAAGUGCGUUGAGAAGACACAAACAAAUCCAUACAGGUAACAAACCCUGUGUUUGUGAUCAAUGUGGUGAGGCAUUUAGCUGUGUAUCUACACUCAUAACACACAAACGAAUUCAUACACGUGAGAAGCCCUAUGUUUGUGAUGUAUGCGGAAAGGCAUUUAAUGGAAAAUCCCAUUUCACAAGACACCAACGGAUCCAUACAGAUGAGAAGCCCUAUGUAUGUGCUGAAUGUGGUAAGGCAUUUAGUCUAGAGAUCCGUCUCAGAAAUCAUAAACGAAUUCAUACAGGUGAGAAGCCCUAUGUAUGUAAUCAGUGUGGUAAGGCAUUAAAUGAUAGAAGCGCAUUGAUAAAACACAAACGGAUCCAUACAGGUCAGAAGCCCUAUGUAUGUAAUCUAUGUGGUAAGGCAUUUCGAUAUGAAAAUGGCCUCAAAAGCCAUAAAAGAACUCAUACAGGUGAGAAACCCUUUGUGUGUGAUCAAUGCGGUAAGGCAUUAAGUGAUAGAAGUGCAUUCAGAAGACACAUGCAGAUUCAUACAGGUGAGAAGCCCUAUGUUUGUGAUCAAUGUGGUAAGGCAUUUCGACACGAGUCUAGUCUCAAAACACAUAAACGAAUCCAUACAGGUGAGAAGCCCUAUGUAUGUGAUGAAUGUGAAAAGGCAUUUAGUCAAAAAAAUCAUCUCACAAACCAUAAACGAAUCCAUACAGGUGAGAAACCCUAUGUAUGUGAUUUUUGUGGUAAGGCAUUUUGGCAAGAAAAUGUCCUCACAAAACAUAAACGAAUCCAUACAGGUGAGAAGCCCUAUGUGUGUGAUCAAUGUGGUAAAGCAUUAAGUGAUAGAAGUGCAUUGAGAAUACACAAACAAUUACAUACAGGCUUUGUGUGUGAGAAAACUUUUGUUUGUGAUCAAUGUGGCAAGACAUUUAAUCAUGUAUCUACUCUCAUUACACAUAAAAAAAUCCAUACAGGUGAAAAGCCCUAUGUAUGUGAUCAAUGUGGUAAGGCAUUUAGUCAAGGAAUUCAUCUCAGAAAUCAUAAACGAACCCAUAUGGGUGAGAAGCCCUAAUAUGUGUGAACAAUGUGAUACGGCAUUAAGUCAAUCUUGUAGUCUCACCAUACACAAACAAACCCAUUUGCCCAAAUUCACAAAGG